Phalaenopsis equestris is the source of this 407-nucleotide messenger RNA. RefSeq names its product ketol-acid reductoisomerase, chloroplastic-like. Gene Ontology annotation, biological process: L-valine biosynthetic process. Gene Ontology annotation, molecular function: ketol-acid reductoisomerase activity. Lineage: Eukaryota; Viridiplantae; Streptophyta; Magnoliopsida; Asparagales; Orchidaceae. Bases 16 to 345 code for a protein of 109 amino acids. The record is from RefSeq and is a predicted model, not a curated record. The transcript is spliced from 2 exons. Gene Ontology annotation, cellular component: chloroplast; mitochondrion.
AACCUUUUAAAAUUUAUGGUGCAAAUAUUUUUUCUUUUCCAGAUUGGUUUGAGGAAAGGUUCUCGAUCUUUUGAAGAAGCCCGAGCUGCUGGAUUUAGUGAAGAUAACGGAACAUUGGGUGAUAUCUGGGAAACGGUUUCAAGCAGUGAUCUUGUUUUGCUUUUAAUUUCAGAUGCUGCACAGGCAGACAAUUAUGAAAAGAUUUUCUAUCACAUGAAACCGAACAGCAUUCUGGGAUUAUCACAUGGUUUUCUUCUCGGCCAUUUACAGUCACUGGGCCUUGACUUCCCUAAGAAUAUUAGUGUUAUCGCUGGAAGCUCUGGUAAAGCUGACUUUUAUUUAUAGAAAAUACAUUUAUAAUUUCUCAUUAAUCAUUCUUGUUUUGUAACAGUAACCUUGGUUUGACA